CAAACCAAUAAGGUUUCACCAAUAAUUGACUGAUAUCAUUCUUAUCGUCUUCAAAUUCGACCCCCAUACAGAGAACUUUAACCAUCCAUCCAUCCAUCAAUGGCGGAUCAAUGGAAAGCUCACUGUCUUCUAGUGGCCUAUCCUGCACAAGGCCAUAUCAACCCAAUGCUUCAAUUCUGUAAGCGUUUGGAGUUCCAUAAAGUGAAGGCCACGCUUGUUACCACUCGUUCUUUUUGGAGAACAGUUGCCACUGAACUCCCUUCUGAUUCCAAUAUUUCUAUUGAAACCAUAUCGGAUGGUUAUGAUGAAGGAGUGGAAGAAGAAGCACGUAAAAAUUCAAAGAUUUAUCUUCAACGCUUCUGGCAAGUGGGAUUUCAAUCUCUAUCUGAGCUAAUUGAGAAGCUUUCUGGAAAAGGCUGUCCUGUUGAUUGUGUUAUUUAUGACAGUUUCUUGCACUGGGCUGUCGAUGUGGCCAAGAAAUUUGGACUUGUUGGUGCUGCGUUUUUUACUCAAACUUGUGCUGUCAAUUGCAUAUACUUUCAUCUUCAUCAAGGGAUUCUGAAACUGCCCAUUACGGAGAGCAAAAUUUUGUUUCCUGGUGUAACUGAGCUUGAACCUUCGGAUUUGCCAACGUUUCUGUAUCUUCAAUACGGGAUGCACCCUCACUAUUGGGACUUGCUGGUUGAUCCUUUUAACAACAUUGGAAAAGCUGAUUGGGUGCUUUCAAACUCUGUUUAUGAACUGGAGCCUGAGGUAGUUGAUUGGAUGAAGAAGAUGUGGCCAGUGAGGACAAUUGGACCAACGGUGCCAUCCAUGUUCUUAGACAAGAGGAUCCCUAAUGAUAAUGACUAUGGCAUAAGUAUGUUCAAACCCAGCAAUGAUCUUUGCAUGAACUGGCUUAAAGAUAAGCCUAAAGCAUCUAUUGUUUAUGUCUCCUUCGGAAGUUUAGCAUCUUACAGUGACGAGCAAAUGCAGGAGCUAGCUUGGGGUUUGAUAGAUGCCAACUCUUAUUUCUUAUGGGUGGUUAGGGAAUCUGAAGAGGCUAAGCUCCCAGGAAACAUUCUAGAAACUUUGUCAAAAAAGGGUUUGAUAGUGAGAUGGUGUCCCCAACUAAAAGUACUGGCACAUGAGGCUGUGGGAUGUUUUAUUACUCAUUGUGGGUGGAAUUCCACUUUAGAAGCUCUUAGCUUGGGAGUUCCUAUGAUUGGGGUUCCAUACUGGAGUGACCAAACUACUAAUUUGAAGCAUAUUGUGGAUGUUUGGAAAGUGGGUCUUAGAGCUCCAGUGGAUGAAAAAGGAAUUCUUAAACGAGAAACAGUGAAACAUUGCAUCAAGGAAGUUAUGGAAAGUGAAAAAGGGAAAGAGAUGAAGAAUAGAGCCAUCAAAUGGAUGAAUUUAAUCAAGAAUUCUGUUGAUGAAGGAGGAAGUUCUGAUAAAAAUAUUGCAGAGUUUGUGGCUAGGAUUUCUCAGCAGUAAGCUUCAUGAUCUUCAGUUAUAUGAAUAAAACUGUCAACAGAACAUUUUGUGUCUGUUAGAAUUUGUAGGAAAUAAUGUAGUCACAACUCUCCAACACACUUCAAUUGUCACCUCAAUAACUAUUUGGUUGCGAAUCUCUGUUGUUGAAAUCUUUUAGUGGCAAUACAAAUGGGCUCUACUGAAACAGAGAUGUUCAGUAAUGACCGAAAAUUGCAAUUUUCUGUUA
This is a messenger RNA of Neltuma alba, 1702 nucleotides long. RefSeq names its product UDP-glycosyltransferase 74G1-like. NCBI's taxonomy places the organism in Eukaryota, Viridiplantae, Streptophyta, Magnoliopsida, Fabales, Fabaceae. Gene Ontology annotation, molecular function: quercetin 3-O-glucosyltransferase activity; quercetin 7-O-glucosyltransferase activity. The transcript has 2 exons. The coding region runs from base 100 to 1476 and encodes 458 amino acids. The record is from RefSeq and is a predicted model, not a curated record.